Messenger RNA from Pimephales promelas (fathead minnow), 2603 nucleotides. Lineage: Eukaryota; Metazoa; Chordata; Actinopteri; Cypriniformes; Leuciscidae. The record is from RefSeq and is a predicted model, not a curated record.
CAGUAUUGUUUAAUCUUACUGAACAACCCUGAGAACAUUAGGUUACACUGAUGAAAGUCAUUUUUAAUGGUCAGAUCAUGAAAUUGCUUGAUAAAGUAACAUUUGCACUUUUACUUUCCGUAGUGUGUAUGGUCAACAUGUCUUAGUUUGUUGUACGAGAUUAACUGCUAUCGUCCAUUUGGGUGAAGCAUUUUAUACAUCGUAAUUUGUACAACUAGGCAGCAGUAAACCUGACAUGAGCCUCUGUUUUUUUUCCAGGACAGUGACAUCCAGAAGAAGAUCGACUAUGAGAUCCGUAUGCGUGAGGGUGCGUGUAAGCUGCUGGCUGCAUGUUCUCAGAGGGACCAAGCGCUGGAGGCCUCCAAGAGCCUGCUCACCUGCAACGCCCGCAUCAUGGCCUACAUGUCAGAGCUGCAGCGCAUGAAAGAGGCGCAGGUCAUGCAGCGGAUCGCACGCAGGUCUUCCGAUGCAGGUCCAAUGGAUGACCGAUCCCCAUGUAAAGGCAAAGUAGCCAUUUCAGAUCUCCGGAUACCUCUUAUGUGGAAAGACACAGAGUAUUUUAAGAAUAAAGGAGAGCUGCAUCGGUGUGCUGUGUUCUGCCUGCUGCAGUUGGGUGGUGAGAUCUUUGACACAGACAUGGUGAUGGUGGACCGGACGCUGACAGACAUUUGCUUUGACAACACUAUUGUCUUUAAUGAGGCCGGGCCUGGGUUCGAGCUGCGUGUGGAGAUGUAUAGCUGUUGUUCAGAGGACGACUACUCAGCAGGCAGCACACCGAGGAAGCUGGCCAGCAAGCUGAGCUCGUCUCUAGGCAGGUCAACGGGAAAGAAAAUGAAGGCAGGCUUGGAGCCUGGAGCCUGCAGUCCCACCAGUAAUGGAGGAGGAGCGACACUCCUGCUGCCUGUUCCCUCUGUACCGGGGCCCAAAUAUCAUCUUUUGGCUCACACAACCCUCAAUCUCUCUCACGUCCAGGACAGCUUCCGCACACAUGACCUCACCAUCACAGGAAACGAGGAGUGUUCGUACUGGCUGCCUCUGUAUGGAAGCGUGUGUUGUCGUCUGGCCGCUCAACCUCACUGUAUGACACAGCAGAUGAUGAGUGGCUGUCUAAGGGUAAAGCUUGGUGGUGAGCCACAAGGCUGGACAAAUGUUUAUGGUGUUUUAAAAGGAACAAAUCUCUUCUGUUAUCAUCAAAAAGAGGACAUGGAGGCCAGUGUGGAGCCCGUCUUAACUAUUGGUAUUAACAAAGAGACAAGAAUAAAAGCAGCAGAGAAGGACCCUCACAGUAAGGCACAGAAUAUCCGUAUCACUAACCAGUAUGGAGGAGAGGAGGUGACACACACACUAGCAGCGGACUGCAGAGAGGACACACAGCACUGGAUGGAAGCAUUCUGGCAACAGUUCUAUGAUAUGAGCCAGUGGAGGCAGUGCUGUGACGAUCUAAUGAAGAUCGAGCUGCCUUCACCACGCAAGCCUGCCAUAGUGACGCCGAAGCAGGGCUCCCUGUACCAUGAGAUGGUUAUUGACGCCUCUGACGACAUUGGAACGGUCACUGACAUCCUGGCGCGUCGCAUUGAAGAGUUUGAGCUGAGGACCCAGCUCGAAUCGCAACCUCACUGGAUGUCCCUGUUUGCAGAAGAUCCCCUGAGAACGCCCCUCAACCGUCAGCGUCUUCCGCCCCACUCGCCCAGCCCUCGCCUGCACAGCCGCCAGCCCCGCAGCCCACCCUGCCACCGCACACCCGGCCUUCUGUCCUCCAACGCCAGUCUGACCUCAGACGGCGACAGUCCCGCCAGCGCCAGCCCCUGCUUCCGCCAGGCACGGUCCCCCAACACCUCUUCCUCUUCCGCUCACUUCCGCCCACGCACCCUCUCCCUGGACGCCAAGCUCUCCACUCUGCGCUUCCGGUGCGCCUGCCAGCCCCCCACCGCCGGCUCCGUGUCUCCUCGCCCCGCUCAGACUGCCCUGUCCUGCUCCAGUUCCACUUCCAGCAGCAGCUCCAGUGAGGGCAGCAACAGUCAGGAGUCAGACCUGGGCUUCUCUAGACCGUCCAGCGCUCGCCGCAGCCUGAGGAACCUGAGAGCCAAGCUAGACCCCAGGAACUGGCUUCAGAGUCAGGUGUAGCUGUCACACUUCCUCUGGUUACUAUCAGAGCCAUUGUAAAUUCCUGUGUCCCCCUGGAAAAAAAACUGGAAUACCUGAGGUCAUGUUUGCUCAACAUCUUUCAUUUAACGCUUUUUACAUCAACUGGGAGAGACAACAUGCAACAUUAACUACUUCUGCCUUUUAAAGGAGCUUCUACAAUGGGAACUGAAUAUAUAAUACACCAUGAUAUAUAUAUAGAGUAUAGCAUUACACAUUGUCUCUUCAUGAAAUGGCCAUUAUUUUGGAUCUUUGGAGAAAGUGAGAGAGAUUCCUGAUGCAGUGGUUUUAGACUGGACUGAAGCAGUUGCCUUGGUGUUGCGAGAUCUAAAUGUUUUACUUUUUGACCAGCUAUUGUUUCAGUGCAUCGUUUUAGAUAUAUGAUUUAGAAGGUGCUUUAGGCUCAACACUGUCUUAAGUAUUCAUCAUCACAAAUAUUAAAGGCUGGCCAUACACUACCA